GAACAGGAUUUGUAACUAUAGUAAGGCUUCAGUUAUUCCGCGUAAAAUUGAUUAAAAACACGCACUAAAUUAUCAUGAAAAGUGUAAGGAAGUCGUGCAUUUAAUCAUGGUUCUUUGUUCGCGAACGCUGCUCAGUUAAGCUGAAAAUAUAUACAUUUAUAUCCGACCCAUUCGAUGCAAAGGUGUGACUUGGAGCAUGCGGUGAUUGGGUAUAUUAAGGAGGACACAACGCUGUUUUAUAUUCACUCCUUGCUCGGCAACCUAAAAGUGAAGUUGGACAUCUCAAUUCUUCUGCUUUUGUGAAACUUUUCAGGUAAGAAAAACAAACAUGUGUUCACACAAUUAGCCUAUGUUAUAGGCUACGACAGCGUAGGUAGGCCUAGUUGUGUCCUUGAUUUGCGAAAGUUACAAUUAAAGUAUACAACUCAAGUUAUGACCAUUAUAUAGUCGGCAUGUAGUAUUGACCUUGCCACACCUAAAUUAAUCUAUGAUCGUUGAAAUUCUCGUAAUGUCCGAGUUCGAGCCAUAGAUUAUAUUAAUUAUUAUAGGAAGAAUUUUUUGGAUUUUCGAAUCGUUGCAAAAAUAUCCAUGAAGGAUUUGGGUUUUUUUUUGCCAGAUUUUCAGCGAAUUUUAAAAGUUCAGUUUGGCAAGAUUUUAUCAUUUUGAAGAGCGUGUGCAUUCGCAAAGGGAUUUUUGCACUUUAAAUGGGGAAUUCGAUGUACUGCAAUAAUUAAAUUUAUAUUCUGGAAAAUAGUAACCAUAUAAUCUACAAUUUUACGAUUUGUUUUGUAGUAAACGACGAUGACGCCAGUCGCUACUUUGGCAAGCUUGAUCCUUCUUGCUCAGAUAAUGAGCAUUAACGCAGUUUUAACCAAACCUGAUGCGACAUUUGGAAAACAAUGUCCAGCUGGUAUGUUGCUAGAUAUUAUUUUUAACUGUCUCACAUAGGCUAUACACCCAUGGCCAUGCCUUUGGGCCUGUUUUGUAAGCGGGUCAUGUUUUAUUGGCCCUACAGACUGCAUGAAUAAAUGUAUAAAGACAAUAUAUUUCCAUAACAGGUUUAAAUAACAUAAUUUAAAAUGUGCUUUUUUGAAUUAUUUUUUUAUGAUCGGGAAAAUUGAUAUUUUCUUAAUUUUUUUCUUAAGGUUACAGAACACCUUUGAGUGUUAAUUUUGCCUAAAAUUUUUUUAUUGGUUUCCAUGAAAGCAUUAGACUAGUUCUACUAUCUGACAAAGUUUGAACGAAAAAUGUUGAAAACUCGCGGAGUUAUUUAAUAAAAUACAUUUCGCUGCAAUAAGAAAAACAUUGAAAAUGUAAUAUUCAAAUUCAAUUUUCUCCCGAAGAUUUUACGGGUAAUUACUGAUUUUCAAACGAGUUGUGCUCCUGCGGGUUUUGACCAAUUUUUCUCAAAUUUUCACAGGACAUAGCUAAAGACGUCAGUUUCAAAAUUGUGUUCGGCUUUUUCUUAGUUUUGGAUAUUUUAAUAAUAAAGAGCAAUUCACUCAAAUAAUUCAGAAAUAUAUUGCAGUCGUCAAAGAAAUCGCCAUAUCAGCGGAAUGACGAAAUAAACAAAAAUUUCCGGACAGAAUUUUUUAGAACAACUAUUUUACUGUAUAAAAAUGAUAUUUUCAUAAAUAUAACUUAAAACCAGCAGGAGCACAACUCAAAAGCGUAACCGGUACCGCGAUUUAAGAUUUUCCUGAAUAAUUCUUAUAUUAUUUUAUUGUUUGUUAAUUUUACAACUUUACCAUAUUUUGCAUGCACUGGAGAACAUUUGGUGAAAAUUUGAUGAAAAUCGGACUGAUAGUUUUUUUAUUUUUUUUUUUUAACAGCUUUAUUAGGAACUUAAUAUUACAUUAAUAAGGUACAAAUACAACAAACAUGCAGUUUGAUAUGUAUCUGGCGGUUGAAAAACACAAAAUAAUAGUUUAAUUAAAUAUUGUCAAUUCAAAUACCGUUAUCAUUGAUGCUGUAAAACUGAUGGUGAUGCCGCCAUAUUUUAUACAAAACUUACUGAACUUUAGACAUCGUUUUCUCUCUGGCGUAUCAUCUAAAUCUCUUCAUUAGUUCAUUUUUAUAGCACAUAGAUUCGCAGAUAAAUCACUAACUGACAUACUUUUUAAGUUUGUUUGCCGCUUGAGAAACGCGUUGAAAAUUCAAAAAAUUGAGUAACAUACAAAAAUAUAUUUAUGAUAAUAGUAUACACAAAAGAUUCUCCUCUUAAAAUAUAAUAUCUGUUAUAGACUAUGGACAAAUUGCCACAUGUUUAGAGACUCUACUCACUUUGAAGAUAACACAUCAUGAAAUGAUUAAAACACGGUUUGGUUAAAUUUGUGAAAAAUUAGAUGAGAAAUUUAUAGCAAAAGUUUGCCUUUCCUUGCCCGGCAGAGUGAACUGAAAUACAUAAUUUAUAUAGUCUAUUGUAUCAUUUGCACAUGCAGUCUCACAGCCUCUAUAUAAUGUUCAACUUUAAUUAAAAAUACCUUGAAAUACUGUGUGUUUUUAUACAGCAAAUGUUUUCGUCUGACUUCAUAUAAAUUAUUCUGUAGGUACUGGUAUCUCUCGUAUAAUAAGCUACUACAGCAGUGGUCACAAAGAUCGCGCAUGGGCAUUCUUCUGCAGACGCGACUUGAAAAUUACAAACACUUGCGGUUGGUCAGGUUGGUUAAAUUGGUACGAACAAGAAUUACUGUUCCAAUGCCCAACUGGAGUUCUUACAGGUAAUGUAUAAUUAAUAAAAAGUAACCGUCCCUAAAUACUUAACAAUUAGUCGCCGAAAGCGAAGUGAUUACAAGCCUAUAUUCACUGAGCCGAAGGCGAAGUGAAUAUAGGCUUCACCGAGAAUUAGGGGACUAAUUGUUUUAGUAUAAAUUUCCAGGUGUUUACAAAUAAUAAUCAACACAACUUUAUAAAAAUUCACUUCAAAUUUGUUCAUCCUAAUUGAUAACACUAUAAAUAGGUUGUUUACAUAAUUUAGAUCUCGGACAGGGCUCUGUGUCGCGUUGCGACGAAGCCAGUUUUUUCCAAAUAAAAGCACAUAAAGUUUUAUAUUUUAUCUUGAAAUAUUUUUAAACCAUAUUUUGUAGCUUGUUUGGGGUUUUUCGGAACGCUAUCUUCUUUAAUUUGGGCAAUUUCCUCUUCUGUUACUACGGCAAAACGAGCAACCAUUUUGAAAAAAAAAGCAAAAGGCUAUAGUCACUGACCAGUGACUGUCACUUCAGAGACAGUGAAUCUUGACCAAUCAGAAUGCAGGAAAAUCAAUAGUCACCCAGAAAUUUAUACUAAAUAGUAUAGGUUGAAUUAUAUUAAAGAAAUUUAAAUGUGUUAAUUUAAAACAUCACAAAAUAGGCUUUUUGAAAAGUAAAACAACUAGCUACUAAGUAGUAAUAAGUGUGUUUUUAUAUAACGAUCUUUUCGACACUGCUAAGUGCUAACAUUGUAUUUGUAGCAAGAUUGUUUUUUGUUCGGCAACAUACAAUUUAUCUGGUUAUAAUUUAGCCAGUAGUUUUCUGCGUUGUUUCAGGGUAAAACUAGAAAAGUUUGCGUUCCGCAGAGCUUUUUCGUAGGUAGUUUGGGGGUAAAUUAUGGAUAAACACCUAAUUUAUAGGCACAUAGCCGUUAAGACUGACUUGACGUAUACUUUUCCGGAAGUAUAAAUAUUUUCCAGUGUUUAUUGAUCACGGUUGGUAACAUUUCAUGAUUUUCAAUUCAUCAGGUGUUUUCUCGACCCAUAACAAUAAUUAUCAAGACAGAAGAUUUAGAUUCAGAUGCUGUCGCACCAAAAGAGUUUGUCAAUAUGAUUGUCGCUGGACUGGUUACGUCAAUACCUUUAAAGGACUGAAGAACUAUGUGGUACCAUAUGGCUAUUUUAUCACUGGGGCAAAAAGUCACCACGACAAUCGCCACGAGUAAGUUCAGUAUUCAUUCCUGCUAGGAAGUUCUGCUUUCAUCUUGGGCGCGAUUAAGUGUUGCAUUGUUAAUGUUGUGUGAUGCUUUUUCGAAGGCGUAGUUAGUUUUUUGAUAAUCAUUUGGUCGCACAUGCAGUGCUAAUUCGAAAAGGGCGCGUAUAGACGAAUAAAUUAGGUAGUGCUUGGGUCUGGGCAUAGCCUAUCGAAGGGAGGAUGAAACGCAUUGGAAUAACAAUGUGAAACCGGCAUUGGAAUAACAAUGUAUAACUCGUUAUUUAUGCUAGUUAACGCUUAUUCAUAAAUCUGGUCCGUCACGUGCGUCUUUUAUUUUUGCCAAAUCCACCAAUUAUAGUAUAAUUUUUAAUGCUAUCGACUAAUUUUUUAUCUAUAGACAAGAAAAACAAAAUCUAUCAUUACGUAGCUCAAAAGAGUAUCCUAAAAUUAGUAAAAUUGCAAAGUUUGGUUGCGAAAUGUUGUGAAAUAUGGAAAAUAUAGUCCUACGAAAUGAGCGGAAAAUUUUGUGCAUUUUAGUAUUACGCGCGGAAAAAUGCGCAAUUUCACCGGCUCAACUAAAGUGGUGCGUAAUACUAAAAUACAGUCAAAAUUUGCUAAUUUUCGACAGGGCUAUAUUUUCCGUGAUUUUAUAAAAUUUUGCAACCAAAUUUGGCAAUUUUACUAAUUUAUAGAUGUUCUUUUAAGCUAUCAAAUGAUAGUUGUCGCCCUUCUUGUCCGGAUCAAAAUUUAGUCUACAGCUGUAAGUCAUCCAUUUCCCUUUUGUUCCAGUCAGAUGGGUAACUUUUUUAAAACAUUGCCAUUGGUUAGUUCGGAAAAAAUACAAUACGCACGUGACGGUGAAGGACCAGAUUUAUGAAUAAACGUUGACUAAAAUAGAGAAUGAGUUAUAUUGUUAUUCUAAUGAGUUUCAUAACCAUCUUCUUCUCGAUAAGCUAUGAUCUGGAUGGGCAUCACUCAUUAAAGUAUGUAUGACAUGAUCAAUUAAUAUAUAUCUCUUUCGUAUAUUUUUUUAGGGACAGAGUAUGGCGAUUCUUAAUAUGUCGUUUCCACUGAGGGGUCAUUGAUGUCCUAGCUCAUGCAAUUAUUAAUUGAUCUUUUUUUAUAUGUCUUACGUAUUUUUCUAUCUUUUAUAAAUUGUUGAUUAAAGCAAAUCGCUGCAUCAGCUUAUUUUUUUCUUAUCAAUGUAAUUUUAAUGAACGUUUAUGAAUUUGUAAUAAUGAUUUAUGAUCUUUCUUUCAUGUUUACGAAUAAUAAAUUGAAAUAAAAAGCAC
This is a messenger RNA of Paramuricea clavata, 5194 nucleotides long. NCBI's taxonomy places the organism in Eukaryota, Metazoa, Cnidaria, Anthozoa, Malacalcyonacea, Plexauridae. The record is from the annotation of a GenBank genome assembly.